This is a messenger RNA of Nicotiana attenuata, 1698 nucleotides long. RefSeq lists its product as uncharacterized. NCBI's taxonomy places the organism in Eukaryota, Viridiplantae, Streptophyta, Magnoliopsida, Solanales, Solanaceae. The transcript has 12 exons. The coding region runs from base 71 to 1447 and encodes 458 amino acids. The record is from RefSeq and is a predicted model, not a curated record. Gene Ontology annotation, biological process: protein ubiquitination. Gene Ontology annotation, cellular component: membrane; Cul4A-RING E3 ubiquitin ligase complex.
UAUAAAUAGAGGACAAAUUAAAGGUGGAGCUAGGCUGUGGGACAAAGGAAGAAAAAAUUUAAGUGAUUCAAUGGCUACAAAAAGUUUUCUAGUUUACUUGUUAACAAGUUUCUCUGUGGCUGUUCUAUCUGUUUUGUUCAUCAACUUUCAUAAUGCUGGUGUAGAACCAAGAUAUUCCACAAAUUCCAACCUUUUGCAGUUGCCUGUUGGAUCUCAAACCAAAAUUUGGCCGGAAUUGAAGUUUGGUUGGAGGCCAGUUCUAGCUGCAGUGAUAGGAUUCUUGGGAUCAGCUUGUGGAACAGUAGGUGGAGUUGGUGGAGGAGGCAUUUUUGUUCCUAUGCUCACUUUGAUUGUUGGAUUUGAUACCAAAUCUGCUGCUGCUAUUUCCAAGUGUAUGAUUAUGGGGGCAUCAGCAUCAUCAGUAUGGUACAACUUAAGAGUACCACAUCCAUGCAGAGAAGUACCAAUAAUUGAUUAUGAUUUAGCUCUACUUUUUCAGCCUAUGCUCAUGCUAGGAAUCACCAUUGGUGUUUCUCUUAGUGUUGUUUUCCCCUAUUGGCUCAUAACUGUCCUUAUUAUCAUCCUUUUCUUAGGAACUUCAUCAAGGUCAUUUUUUAAAGGGAUUAAGAUGUGGAAAGAAGAAACUAUUCUCAAGAAAGCGAGGGAACAUGCUACAAUUAAUUCUCAUGGUGAACUUGUAAUUGAUACAGAUUAUGAACCUCUGGUCCCCAAGGAGGAAAAAACUGCACUACAACUUAUGAAGUUCAACCUUGAUUUAAAGAGAGUAGUUGUGCUAUUUCUACUUUGGAUCAUAUUUCUGCUUCUUCAAAUCUAUAAGAAUAAUCUAGUGGCUUGUAGUCCAAUGUACUGGGUACUCAUCUUAUUACAGUUCCCAGUAGCACUGGCUGUGUUUUUGUAUGAAUGUGCCAAACUUUACAAAGAGAGCAAGAAAAGAAGAUUAGCAGGGAACCCAAUAUCAGUUUGUGAGGCUGACGUUGAAUGGUCAGUGAGAAAUCUUUUAUUUUGUGCCUUUUGUGGCAUACUGGGAGGAACUGUUGGUGGCUUGCUUGGCUCUGGUGGUGGAUUCAUUCUUGGCCCUCUUCUUCUUGAAAUCGGCGUCAUCCCACAGGUAGCUAGUGCCACAGCAACUUUUGUGAUGAUGUUCUCAUCAUCUUUAUCUGUGGUAGAGUUUCACCUACUCAAGAGGUUCCCAAUACCUUAUGCUCUGUUCCUGAUGAUGGUUUCUGUAGUGGCUGGUUUCUGGGGACAGUUUUUUAUUAGAAAAGUUAUCACAAUAUUAAAGAGAGCAUCAAUUAUUGUCUUUAUACUCUCUGGUGUCAUUUUUGCUAGUGCUCUUAUAAUGGGGGUGGUUGGAAUAGAGAAGAGCAUUACAAUGAUACAAAAUCAUGAAUUCAUGGGAUUCUUGGAUUUCUGCAGCAGUCAAUAGUUGUAUACUAAUGUUUGCAAGAAAAUAGUAGAAGUAAACAAUAGUUGGAGUAGCAAACAGCAGCAGAAUAUUGGCCAAUGCCUAAUUGACCAAUCCUUUUAAUUAGAAAGGUGAAGAAUUAAUUAUAAAAAAGAAUGUUUUCGUAGGGGUUAUAUAUAGUGCGUCUGAAAGUUAGCUAGUAAGUUUUUACUAUUUUUGUGUAUGGCUAUUUAUAUCAGUGAGUUAGCUAUUGCAAAACACUUUUGCCUCAA